Messenger RNA from Daphnia pulex (common water flea), 1990 nucleotides. Its product is annotated as importin subunit alpha-1-like. Gene Ontology annotation, molecular function: nuclear import signal receptor activity; protein binding. NCBI's taxonomy places the organism in Eukaryota, Metazoa, Arthropoda, Branchiopoda, Diplostraca, Daphniidae. Gene Ontology annotation, cellular component: nucleus; cytoplasm. Bases 177 to 1745 code for a protein of 522 amino acids. The record is from RefSeq and is a predicted model, not a curated record. The transcript is spliced from 8 exons. Gene Ontology annotation, biological process: NLS-bearing protein import into nucleus.
AUCCCAUUCCGAUUGCAUCAAUGAAUAAAUUUGGCAACAGGCAACGGUUAGGUUUGAAAUUCCCUCCCCCUUCUUCUUCUUCGUCGUCUGGAAUUCUCUUAGCGAUCAAACGGUCACCAUUCAUCAAUUGAUUCUUGCUCACAAGUCCCGCAGCUGGAGUAAAUUACACUAUCACAAUGCCUACUGAAGCAAAUCCCAGCCGGUUGAAGGACUUCAAGAACAAAGGCAGAGAUGUUGAGGAAAUGAGGAGGAGACGUACAGAGGUGAAUGUUGAGUUGCGGAAAGCCAAGAAGGAAGAUCAUUUGUUGAAGAGACGUAACCUUGAAAUCGAUGAUGAGCCCCUCAGCCCACUCCAAGAACAGAAUCGGAUGGCUGCAGCAAAUAUGAGCAUUGAGGACAUAGUCAAUGGUAUCAACAGUGGUGAUGAGAACAAGGAGAUCACUGCAACCCAUGCUGCCCGUAAAAUCCUCAGCAGGGAACGUAAUCCACCCAUUGACAUCCUCAUUAAUGCAAAUGUUGUUCCGAAGCUGGUGGAGUUUCUCAGUCGUGUCAGCAACCCCGAUCUGCAGUUUGAGUCAGCCUGGGCUCUCACCAACAUUGCUUCAGGCACAUCUGACCAGACAAAGGCUGUCGUCAGUGCUGGGGCUGUCGCUGGCUUCAUUUCCCUGUUGGGGUCACCUCAUCCAGUUGUGGCAGAGCAAGCUGUUUGGGCUCUGGGUAACAUCGCCGGAGACGGACCAGAGCUUCGUGAUCACGUCAUCGAGCAAGGCAUUAUCAAGCCUCUGCUUACUUUGAUUAAACCUGAUACUUCGGCCACAUUCUUGCGUAAUGUCACUUGGACUUUGUCCAACUUGUGUCGUAACAAGAAUCCUCCGCCCAGUGUCCCUGCCGUCCGGCAACUGCUUCCCGCAUUGGCCCACCUGAUCCACAACAACGACAAAGAGAUCCUCGCCGAUGCUUGCUGGGCUCUUUCUUACCUCACCGAUGGCCCCAACGAACGGAUUCAGGAGGUUGUCGACGCCGGUGUCGUCCCACGGCUGGUCGCUUUGCUGGACCACGUUGAGGUGGCCGUGAUCACCCCCACUCUGAGAACAAUCGGGAAUAUCGUUACAGGAAGUGACAUUCAGACCGAUUCCGUCCUGGCUGCUGGUGCCUGCCCGUUGCUGGCCAAGUUACUCGUUCAUGCUAAGAUGAACAUCGUCAAGGAGGCUGCCUGGACCGUGUCCAACAUUGCUGCCGGCAAUGCCAUCCAGAUUCAGGCUCUCAUCACCAACAAUGUUAUUCGUCCGUUGGUGGAUGUGCUGGGCAAAGGUGACUUCAAAUGCCAAAAGGAGGCAGCUUGGGCCAUCACCAACAUCACUUUAGGUGGCAAUGUGGAGCAGAUCGCCUUGUUGUGCCAGUUUGGUGCCAUCGCUCCGCUGUGCACUUUGCUGGAGGCAAAGGAACCCAAGACCAUCUUGGUCGUGCUGGAUGGAUUGGCUAAUAUUUUGGCCGCAGCUGAGAAAAUGGGUGAAUUGGAGAAAGUUUCCCUUCACGUCGAAGAGUGUGGUGGUCUGGACCGCAUCGAAGCUCUGCAGAGCCACGACAAUGUUGAAAUCUAUCACAAGUCAUUGGCCAUUCUGGAGCAGUACUUCUCAACUGACGGGGAUGAAGAUUCCGAGUUGGCGCCAUCUACAUCGCAGAGUGGCAAUUACGAAUUCAACAACUCGCCAUCUCAAGCCCCCGAAGGAGGUUUCUCAUUCUAAAUUUUGUAUAAUCUAAAAAUUCUUUUUGAUUUUUUUCUGCCUUUACAACGGUAAAUAUAUUCUUCACUUUCUUGAACGCUAUCCUAAUCAUGAGUUUUGGCCUUUUCUUAUUUCAAAGUUUUUUUCUAAAUUGUUUUUUAAUUGAAAGUUGCCAUUUGCUUUCAUUUCUGUCCAUGCACGACGUCUUCUUUCCUCUUUCUCAAUGCGCGAUAAACGAGCAAUACAAAACAACUCGAUCAACUCUA